AUGGAUAGCCUCCCGCAAGAGGAGAUCGACUAUCAAUUGGCGCAUAUCAAUGAUAACCAAAGUGUUGUAAUCAUUGGUGUCUGCAGCGCCUUCGUCGGUUUAGCUAUAGUAGUGUUUUCUACCCGCUUACUGGCUCGAAAAAUCAAUGGCACUCCCCUUGGUUGGGAUGACUAUCUCGCAAUUGCCUCAAUAUUGCCGUUGAUUGAGUUGAAUAUCUCUACAUGCCUUUCGGCCGCUUUCGGUACCGGAAGACAUCAAGUAUGGGUCCUGAAAUAUGGCGACCUCGUGAAACUUGGAAAGGUUGAACUUGGUAUCUCAGUCGGUUACAUCUUCACAAUGGUUUUUGCCAAAUUAUCUGUACUAGCGCUAUAUGCCCGUGUUUUCACACUCAGUAAACGAUAUAUGAGAUGGGGGAUCUAUUUCGUCGGCACUAUAACGAUCCUGUGGUUUAUAAGCGUUACGCUUAGCGUCUUCCUCCCUUGCAAACCCCUUAGCAGCAUUUGGGGUGUGCCGACCCAGUGCCUCCCGCCAGAUUCAAUAAGUCUCACUUUUGCCGCCGUGAACCUCUCUACAGACAUCAUCGUCCUUAUCCUCCCACAACCUGCCAUUUGGAGCCUGCAACUUUCAUCCGUAUCAAAGCUCAAUAUUAGCAUUAUAUUUCUCCUCGGUCUUAUUGCCACAGCUAUCACCUUCGCACGUACGGUACUCCUUGGCCACUCCCCGAAUCACAAUUCGCCUUAUGACUCCACAUACAAUACAACCGUCACUAUUAUUUUCACCGUUCUCGAGCCGGCUUUUCUGGUGCUAUGCGGAUCACUACCUAUGGUACCCGGUCUAUUCAAAUUCAUGAAGUUUCCAGUGCUCAAGUCCAACAAGCUUGUUUAUUUGAAAACCUCUAGCCAGGGCUAUCUUCGCUGGAAAACAUCUCGCGAUGGGGAUGAAGGUCCGAACAGGACCGGAUCACACGACCAGCAGCCGCCAGGCAGCCGAGACGCCUGGAAUAAGACAAACACAGGUGAAUUUGAAAGCACUGAGAUAUUCGAUCUAGAUGCUCGUGAAAGCAAUUAUAGGGUGCAAACCCACCCAUGGGAGGCUCAUACUCCACGAGGUUACCAAGUAUGAACUUAUCUGGGAGCUCGUCUGUAGUGUAUAGGUAGAUUGUCCUUUAUAGUAUUUGAAACCUAGGAUUUAUGUUCGUAUAGACAGAAAAUCUAUGAGAUAGAAUUAUCCAAACCC
Messenger RNA from Daldinia vernicosa, 1236 nucleotides. RefSeq lists its product as uncharacterized. The coding region runs from base 1 to 1122 and encodes 373 amino acids. The record is from RefSeq and is a predicted model, not a curated record. NCBI's taxonomy places the organism in Eukaryota, Fungi, Ascomycota, Sordariomycetes, Xylariales, Hypoxylaceae. The transcript has 6 exons.